Brassica napus (rape) is the source of this 2288-nucleotide messenger RNA. RefSeq lists its product as uncharacterized. The transcript has a single exon. The record is from RefSeq and is a predicted model, not a curated record. Lineage: Eukaryota; Viridiplantae; Streptophyta; Magnoliopsida; Brassicales; Brassicaceae. The coding region runs from base 1132 to 2013 and encodes 293 amino acids.
CGGAAAUUCCUCAGGAAAUUCCGAGGAUUUCAUUUUCCGUCGGAAUGUCCGUCAGAAUACCGAUGUUUUCUUGUAGUGUGCUUCAGAACUAGUCAAGAGUUACCAUAAGAGCACUGUCUCGGCCAGAAGUGCUAUUCUGAUUGACAUAUCAAAGGCUUUUGACACAGUACAGUGGCCAUUUCUGCUAUCCACUCUUGCAGCGUUGGGCAUUCCGGAAAAAUUUAUUUUAUGGGUUGAAAAAUGUGUUUCUUUGGCCUCUUUCUCGGUGCAAGUCAAUGGAGAGCUUGCCGGAUAUUUUAAUAGCAAAAGGGGAAUCAGACAAGGUUGUUCUUUGUCACCAUACCUGUUUGUUAUUUGUGUGCAAGUGUUGUCGAAAAUGCUUAACAAAGGUGCUGCAGAAAAGAGAUUUGGAUACCAUCCUUACUGCCAAGGACUUAAGCUUACACAUCUCAGCUUUGCAGACGAUUUGCUAGUCUUUACUGAUGGGAAGCGCCAAUCCAUUGAAGGUAUAUAAAUAUUUUCAACCAUUUUGCUGAGAUGUCGGGUCUACAUAUCAGCAUGGAAAAGACAACAAUCUUUCUCGCUGGUGUACAAGAUACUGAGAAGCAAGAGCUCCUUGACACUUUUGCUUUCGCCCACGGUGACUUACCAGUGAGAUACCUCGGGUUGCCGCUGUUAACUAAACAAAUGACUGUAAGAGAUUAUGCUCCUUUGAUUGAGAAGAUCAGAGCUCGUAUUGGUUCCUGGACAGCCAGAUUUUUGUCUUUCGCCGGUAGACUGCAGCUGAUUGGAUCUGUUAUUCACAGUCUCACAAACUUUUGGAUAUCAGCAUUCAAAUUGCCAUGAAAGUGUAUUCAAGAGAUUGACAGUCUCUGCGCAGCGUUUCUGUGAUCGGGAGCUGAUCUGAAUACAAAUAAAGCAAAAGUUAGUUGGAAGGAUUGCUGUAGGCCAAAAGAAGAAGGAGGCUUGGGACUGCGGUCUCUUGAGGAAGCAAACCAGGUCUCUUGUCUGAAGUUGGUAUGGCGUAUCCUAUCUUCAAAAAAUUCUCUUUGGGUGAAAUGGGUGAGACGUUAUCUAAUCCGCAAGGGAUCUUUCUGGACAGUAAAAGAUAUUAGUUCUCUUGGCUCGUGGAUGUGGAAGAAGCUACUCAAGUGCAGAGAAGUAGCUGCUGUAUUUUCGAAGAUGAAAGUUCAGAAUGGCAUGUCAACGUCUUUCUGGUUUGAUGACUGGUCAGAACUAGGAUGUCUAAUGGAUAAAACAGGAGCUGGUGGACCUAUGAAUAUGAGUAUACGACUCCAUGAUACAGUUGAUACAGUAAUCCAAAAGCACAAGAGAAGAAGACACCGAGUGGAGCUUUAUAAUCUCAUCGAGCUGGAGAUUUUGAAGGUUAAAAACAGAGGGUUGCAGAGUGAAGAGGAUAUCAGACUAUGGAAGUGUGGUGAUGAUUAUAAACCGAGCUUUACUACCAAAGAAACUUGGAAGCUCUUGCGAGGGAUGCAGGAACGGGUUGACUGGUUCGAAGGUGUGUGGUUUCGCUACAGCACUCCAAGGUUCUCCUUCCACACAUGGGUCGCAAUCCUGGAUAGACUGCCUACUGGAGAUCGCAUAUCGCUAUGGAAUGGUGGCAUUGCGGUUAUGUGUCCGCUGUGCAAGGACUGUCCUGAGACAAAAAACCAACUGUUUUUUCAGUGUAAAUACUCGGGGGAGGUGUGGCCGAGCCUCACCAGAAAGCUUUUGAGGAUAGAUUAUACCAAUGUGUGGGAUGACAUUAUACCCCUUCUCACUAAAAGGCGAACCAAACUGGAGCUGUUCUUGUUUCGAUAUGUUUUCCAAGCCACUCUAUGUGCAGUUUGGGCAGAACGGAAUGGUAGGAGGUUUGGAGAGGACCCAAAGGCUGCGUCAGGGCUUACAAAAAUCAUCGACAAACAAGUUCGAAAUCGUAUCUCAAGCAUCAGACAUAGCCACAACUCAGCUUAUCAUGGAGCCAUGGGAACUUGGUUCUCCUUUAGAUGAUCCUACUUUCUAAUGUAAAGCAAAGUUUCAAUUUCUUUUGAGCUUAAAACAAGCAACCUUGGUUGUAAACAGUAUUUUUUGUUUGAAUGAAUUUAACAUUCUUUCAAAAAAAAAAAGAAAUAUCAAUCCGACCUUUGAAUUGCAAGACAGUAACAUAAAUAAGAUCGUCAUUAAAUUUCAGCUCCAUCGGAAUACUUUUGGAUCCUCAUACGUUUCCUUGAAUACCUCAUCUCAUAACUGAUUUCUCUUUCUUUUGCAUCAAAAUCUGCCCUAGA